AUGGGAAACGACAUCGACAAGAACUUAUCGGCGGAUGCCGAUCUCGGAGCCACUGAGAAACAGCAAACAACCACUUUAAGCUUAACAAGCAAUGAGUCUGAGCAACCAAGUCCUUCUCAAGAUACUGGGAGACCGUCAAUUUGGAAACGGGCAUACACUAUCAUAACAUGGACACCUCCAAAUUGUCGAUGGGAUGCGGAGAAACCUCCCAAAUUCUCGACGGCACUGAACUUAAUUUUCUCAUUCGCUGGAGGAAUUACAGUUGCAAAUCUAUAUUACAGCCACCCUAUCCUCAACAUUCUUGCCGAAGAGUUUGGAGUGGAUUACGCUCAUGUGAGCAUCAUCCCUACGCUCGCCCAAGCUGGCUAUGCCGUUGGAUUGCUCUUCCUCUGCCCACUGGGCGAUUUAUUCAAGAGAAGACCAUUUGUGUUGAGUCUAGUCCUCUUCACAGCGACCAUGUGUAUCGGACUCUGUGUAACGAGCUCAUUGGCAGUCUUCAGUGCCAUUCAAUUCAUCAUCGCAGUAACAACCGUCACACCCCAACUCAUGAUGCCGCUAGUAGGCGAUCUCGCGCCUCCGGAACGUCGAGCAACCGCAUUAUCGAUUGUCGGGAGUGGUCUUUCAAUGGGUAUCCUCAUCGCAAGGCUAUUGUCUGGGAUUGUAACGCAAUACACUUCCUGGCGAACCAUCUACUGGCUUUCCGUGGGUCUGCAAUACCUGAUUUUCAUCCUCCUAUGGCUAUUCAUGMCUGAUUAUCCCUCCACCAACCCCAGUGGACUGAACUACUUCAAAAUGCUCUGGUCGAUCCUCGUCAUGUUCACGAAACAUCCCGUGCUGGUCCAGGCGAGUUUGAUAAGUUUCUUCAUUUCCGCUACUUUUACCAAUUUCUGGACGACGCUCACUUUUCUCCUCUCUGGAGCGCCAUACAAUUAUAAUCCUCUGGUGAUUGGGCUCUUCGCUUUGGUUGGAAUUUCGGGAAUGUUAUGCAGUCCGGUUUACGCAAGACUUGUGAUUGAUCGGUUUGUUCCGCUUUUUAGUGUCGUGUUGGGAAUUCUUUGGUGUCUUGUGGGAAUUACUAUUGGAACGUAUACUGGAACUUUCACUGUCGCUGGUCCGAUUCUGCAGGCUUUCUUUGCGGAUCUUGGGAUGAUUUCAAGUACGGUGGCUAUGAGAUCUUCUAUUUUUGCCGUUGAGCCGAAGGGACGCAAUAGAAUCAAUACAGGCUUCAUGGUCGCUACGUUUUUUGGACAAUUGACUGGAACUUCCGUUGGGUCACGUCUGUACGAAGAAUCCGGAUGGAUUGCAAGUGGGAGCUACAGUGUUGGGAGUAUAGGUGUUGCACUGAUUUUUGUCCUGAUGCGCGGUCCGUGGGAGGAUGGCUGGGUGGGGUGGCAUGGCGGGUGGAGUAUUUUGAAGAAGAGCAAAAACUCUGCGGAUGGCAAGACCGAAGAGGCAAGAAGUCAUCUGAGGGGGAAAGAGACGGGAGAGGGCACAGUUGAGGAUGGUCUGGCUCCCAACCACCGGGAUCUUCACGAGCAUCAUCAUCACGGUGAGGAUGAUCAAGUGGCUGUCACUGCCACGAAUGCUGGGAAGAGCUUGGAAAUGAUGGCGGCUGAGAAUACUAGUGAUGGAAUAACCGGAGCGGAGAAACGGGUAGAUGUUCCUCGGAUUACAGCGAAGCAAUCGACAGAUAAGGAGAGGCUGUAG
Molecule: messenger RNA, 1707 nt
Organism: Ramularia collo-cygni
Lineage: Eukaryota; Fungi; Ascomycota; Dothideomycetes; Mycosphaerellales; Mycosphaerellaceae
Product: related to dityrosine transporter
Exons: 3
Coding region: 1-1707 (568 amino acids)
Biological process (GO): transmembrane transport
Molecular function (GO): transmembrane transporter activity
Source: RefSeq, a predicted model, not a curated record